GCACCCGUCCGCCCCCGGGCCCCGGCCGCUGGGGGACCAUGGAGUUUGCGGAGCUGAUCAAGACGCCUCGGGUGGACAGUGUGGUGCUGCACCGGCCUUUCUACCCAGCCGUCGAGGGGACCCUGUGCCUGACUGGCCACCACCUGAUCCUGUCCUCACGCCAGGACAGCACGGAGGAGCUGUGGCUUCUCCAUUCAAACAUCGACGCCAUCGAUAAGCGAUUUGUGGGAUCGCUGGGCACAAUCAUCAUAAAAUGUAAAGAUUUUCGAAUUAUUCAGUUGGAUAUUCCUGGAAUGGAGGAAUGUUUAAAUAUAGCCAGUUCUAUUGAGGCACUGUCUACCCUGGACUCCAUCACUCUGAUGUACCCCUUCUUCUACCGGCCAAUGUUCGAGGUGAUAGAAGAUGGCUGGCAUUCCUUCCUCCCCGAGCAAGAGUUUGAGCUCUACUCUUCCGCUACCAGUGAAUGGAGGCUAAGCUAUAUCAAUAAGGAAUUUGCUGUCUGUCCUUCGUACCCACCAAUUGUCAUCGUGCCCAAAUCCAUCGAUGAUGAAGCUCUUCGGAAAGUAGCUUCAUUUCGGCAUGGAGGGCGCUUCCCAGUGCUAAGCUAUUAUUACAAAAAAAAUGGAAUGGUAAUUAUGCGGAGCGGCCAGCCACUCACUGGUACAAAUGGGAGAAGGUGCAAGGAAGACGAGAAGUUGAUAAAUGCUACCCUCAGGGCAGGCAAGCGUGGCUACAUCAUUGAUACCAGGUCUCUAAACGUGGCCCAGCAAGCUAGAGCCAAAGGAGGCGGCUUUGAGCAGGAAGCUCAUUACCCCCAGUGGCGGAGGAUUCACAAAUCCAUCGAGAGAUACCACGUUCUUCAGGAGAGCUUAAUCAAACUCGUGGAAGCCUGUAACGACCAAACGCAUAACAUGGACCGCUGGCUCAGUAAGCUGGAGGCCUCCAACUGGCUGACCCACGUCAAAGAGAUCCUGACGACCGCCUGCCUGGCAGCGCAGUGUAUCGACAGGGAAGGUGCAUCCAUACUGAUCCAUGGGACGGAAGGAACAGACUCCACUCUGCAGGUGACCUCCCUGGCCCAGAUCAUCUUGGACCCAAGGAGCAGAACCAUCCGGGGCUUUGAGGCCCUGGUGGAGAGAGAGUGGCUCCAGGCCGGUCACCCGUUCCAGCAGCGCUGUGCGCAGUCAGCCUACUGCAGCAGCAAGCAGAAGUGGGAGGCGCCUGUGUUUCUUCUCUUCUUGGACUGUGUGUGGCAGAUACUCCGUCAGUUCCCGUGCUCCUUUGAGUUUAAUGAGCGUUUCCUCAUCGUGCUCUUUGAGCACGCUUGUGCCUCCCAGUUUGGAACUUUUCUGGGCAACAAUGAAGGUGAAAGGUGCAAGCUGAAGCUGCAGCAGAAGACGAUGUCAUUGUGGUCCUGGGUCAACCGGCCCAGCGAGCUGAGUCAGUUCACCAACCCGCUGUUCGAGGCCAACAACCUGGUCAUCUGGCCUUCGGUGGCCCCGCAGAGCCUGCAGCUGUGGGAAGGAAUUUUCCUGCGGUGGAACAGAUCCUCGAAGUAUCAGGAUGAAGCAUAUGAGGAGAUGGUGAACAUCAUCGAGUAUAACAAGGAGUUGCAAGCCAAGGUCAACGUCCUGCGGAGGCAGCUGGCUGAGCUGGAGACAGAGGACAGGCCGCGGCAAAGCCCCUGAGCGCAGCGCCCAGCCUUGUGGAAGCCCGGAACUUCCGGCUUCCCUUGGGGCCCUCUGAUGUCAGGCAGGGCUUUCUCCAUACCGUGGGACAGAACUCACUGCAGCCGCAUCUGUUUCAUGUGGCCCGCUGGGCCCUUUGCUUUAAGAGCAGGACGGAGGUGCUAGUCAUCAUUUACUUUUACGUGCGAUCUGUGACCUAGUGAAUGCUCCUUGUCACAGGCCAUUUCACCGAGCUUCCUCCGCGGCCGCUCUCCACGCCGUGCUCCAGCCCAAUACAGGACACAAGACUCUCUUUAGGCAAUGGUUGGUUAAGAAAGGUCAGGCUUGUGUGCACUCAGUGUAGAAAUGUCUUUCAAAGCUAAGAUGGUGGAUAAACCCAGACCUUUGUGUUUAACAUGCAUUUCCAUUAUCUUUUUUAAGAUAUAACCAUCUCUUUAAAACGGUUUUGGGAUGAUGAACAAAGCUGAAUUCAUUCUCAUUCUUGUUUAUGAAGAAGGGGGAACUGGAACACUUAAGGUAAAUUCCUUCUACAAGGGCAACUGGUAUGGCUCUCUGAUACAAGAGUUAACAUUUCUAUUUGGAGAAAACACUAAAAGUAUGUGCAAUAUAGAAUCGGGGGAUUUGUUACUGGUAGAGAACUGUUACUGUUGAAUUGGUUUUUCAGUUUGGGGCCAUACAUAUAAACUAUGUGUCAAGUGUAAAAUGAAACUGUCACUUAAAAUAGGGUUGUUACAAUUAAGCUACAAAUAUGGUUCCCUUAAACCAGAGCUGCACUACCCUCCUGAGUUCUUCCUGAAUUGGUUUGUAAGUAUGUGUGUGUGUAUUUUACUUGAUUUUUAAGUGUUCUAAGAGUUUACUGAUACUAAGGUUAAGACUUUCAUGUUGGCUUGAGCAACUUGCAAAUUUGUCUCAGUGGCUGAUUUGUCCGUUACUGUUAGGAAAAUAUGAUUUAGCAGGGGAAGAUUAUGAAUACCUUGCAGCUCUGUUUAAAACUGCAGAGUCCUGGAAGCAUCUCAGUACCAAGCAACAGCAGCCGUGUGUGUGAUCUGCUGGUCUAUGUAUUCCUGCAGCAUUUAGUACAGGUUCAGUGCUCCUUCUUGAGGUAAAAAUUUAAAAAAAAUUUUUUUUUGUUUUUGGUGUUUUGGGUUUUAUUUUUUUUGGUACCAG
Molecule: messenger RNA, 2855 nt
Organism: Fukomys damarensis (Damara mole-rat)
Lineage: Eukaryota; Metazoa; Chordata; Mammalia; Rodentia; Bathyergidae
Gene: Mtmr9
Product: myotubularin related protein 9
Exons: 10
Coding region: 39-1688 (549 amino acids)
Biological process (GO): negative regulation of autophagy
Source: RefSeq, a predicted model, not a curated record